AUGCAUCUUGAUGACUCUCUCUGUGCUGCGAAUCCAAAACAUCACCACAUGUACCGGCAAAUUGUUCUCCAGAAAACAGGGAAAAUAAAUAGAGGACGAAUCAAAGACACACACCACACCGUCCGCCAACGCUCAUCACUUACAUAUCCGCGAUUCCGGCCGCUUCACGACAUCGCGGGACAGCCACCACAGAUCCAAGCGACUGCCACUCCUACGAAACAACCGCAACACACCACCGACAGGACUGAGCGCCGUUCAAACUACUUCAUGCAAGAAGCGCAUCUCAGAUCUCUCUCGGUGCCGGCGACUUCGACGUCAUCUCCUCAGCUCUGCCACCACUGUUGCCGAAGCAUGAAGGAGAGAGUUUUGUUGGUUUUCUUACUGUAUACUGAGCGUGGAAAUUAG
This is a messenger RNA of Vicia faba (fava bean), 405 nucleotides long. Lineage: Eukaryota; Viridiplantae; Streptophyta; Magnoliopsida; Fabales; Fabaceae. The record is from the annotation of a GenBank genome assembly.